UCAAAGAAUUUUCUCGCAUUUUUACUUUGUUCCGUAAUCGUGUUAGUCAUUAAUUUUAAUAUAUUGGGCGCAAUGUGUGACAUGGAAUUGAAAAAAAGACACGUCAGCCUAAUGAAUACAGAGUCAGCAAAAACCCAUCAAUGUAAAUAUAUCGAAAACUUUGUAAGUUAUCCUCGUGGUUUGGUACUACAUAAUACAUACGAUAACUUACGAGUAGGUAAGUAGGUAUCUACGUAGAUCUAUAUUAUUUACCUUAAUAAUUUUUAUGAUCAGGCUCUGCGUGCCAAUUGUGAAUUGUGGUCUUGUUGGGAAAGUCAAUUGCGGGAUAACACCAGAAAAGAAUUUUUAGACAUUUAUAAUAAAUUUAGAUCACUCGUCGUACGACAGGAAUGCGUCAAAUGUCAGUAUUACGACGAUAUUGCUCCAAUGAUUCAGCUUGUAAGUAAGAUCAUUUUUGAGUAGAUUGGUAUUAGAAAUAUUUACAAUUUUUUUGCAUAUUAGGGUGAACUUCGGUGAAUAAUUUUGAUCUCACAGUGACCCAAUUGAAGGCUGGAGAAGUGGAGUAGUUAAUAGAAAGGGUGAUUGAGUUUGUUGAAUUUUUCACAAUAUGUACCUAUCUAAUGAAAACUUGUCUAUAGCUGAAAAUUUUGUUGAUUUCAUUUAUAUUUGGGGUACGAAGAAGGACAGGUUUAACAUUUUUUCGUACCCCAAGGAAGAAUAAAAAUUGCCUCUCUCCUCUCCUCCAGAAAAUUUAUUCUGAUUUUUUUUUUUAAAGACAGAAUUUAUUCCAAAAACAUUUAUAAAAAUAUUGAUGCGAAUGUUAUCGAUUUUAUUUUACAGGAAUGGCAUUGGAAAUUGGAAAAAGAGUCUCAAAAUGCUAUUAAAAACUGUCCUUAUCAAAAAUUCGAAACAAAUUUGAAAUUGGAUCUAAACGAUGGCUCCUCUAAUAAUACGAAUUCGUUACAAUGUGAAAUGGCCUCCUCAUCAUUCCCUAUCCAAGGUGGAUCACAAACUGAACUCAUUCAAAUGCUGCCAUUUUUAUUAUACAGUAAUCAUCUGCGUGAUUUCGAUAAUGUUGGUAAAUACAGACGAAAUUUAGCAUUGUAUAUCGGAUGUUCAUACAUUCCAAGGGUGUUGAACUCGGAGCAAAUGUAUUCAUCGGAUCCCAAAUUGAAAAAAUCAGUUGGCCAUUUGCUAUGUUAUUUCUGUUCGAAAGAGAAAAAAAUCCAUACAGAUACUCUUAGUUCGUGCCCAAUGUACACGACAAGAACUGAAAUCAACGAUUUUCCUCUGCUUUGUAAAUUAAUUACGAAUGAAAUAACAAUGCCUUGCGAAACCACAAUCGUGCCUUGCCCAAAAUGGAAAAAAAGCUACUCGUGGUUUUUACCUUCUGUUAGGAAUAUUGAAGCUCAACUUGAAUAUGAAACUGACCUAUACGAUGAUGAAUUCUGGAAUAAACUUAAUUUGACGUCGACACCGGAUUCAAAACAACCUAAAAGCAAUGUGUCUCGUCCUCCGAUUAAAAAAAUUUAUAUCACACCUAAGGUGAUUCUUGUAGAUCCUUACGAUAAGAAAUUCUGUAUUAUAAUAAUUCUAAUGUAUGUUUUUAUCAUAUUACUCAUGGUUUCAACUAUAUUGUUAGUUUGUUAUUUUCAUCUGAUGAAUAGACAAAGGAUUGUUUACAUUUAAACGAUUGUUAAUUAUUAGCAUUGUAAGCUUACCUGUGUAGGUACAAUAAUUGUUGAGUUUGAAUAAAAAUCAUAUAGGUACCCAGAAUAAGACUGAGAGUAGGUACGAAGUUUGAAUUUUAUUUAUUUUUAAAGCGAUAAGCGUAUGUAAUUUAUUUUACAAUUUUAAGUGUAAUUAAUUUAAUACUUUGACGAGAAAAUUGGUAUGCAGUUUUUUUUGCAGACAUAUCACAGCUAAAUGUAGUAUUUUUUCAAAAAAAAAUAGGCACCUAUUCAUUUCUUAAAUAUUUUAUAAGAAUUAAGAUUUAAAAGAUCAAUACUUUUUCAAAAAUUAAUUAAUUACUUUCGAUCAAUUUUUUGUUCAAUAUUAAACAAUACAAUUAGGUACAACAUUUAUAAGCACAUAAAACACAACAAUUCAAAACAAAAUAACAAUUAAACAGAAAAGCGCGAUGAGGUGAAUAAAAUGGUAACAUUUGUUUUUGUUUUUCUUUAAUAAAUAAUAUUGCGAUUGCAAAACUCCUAGACUGGUUCUAUUACUUUGUCGAUAAAAUUUCAUCGAUGAUUUUU
Messenger RNA from Planococcus citri (citrus mealybug), 2258 nucleotides. RefSeq lists its product as uncharacterized. Bases 973 to 1689 code for a protein of 238 amino acids. The record is from RefSeq and is a predicted model, not a curated record. The transcript is spliced from 4 exons. Lineage: Eukaryota; Metazoa; Arthropoda; Insecta; Hemiptera; Pseudococcidae.